CAAUAUAAAAAAUGUGAUCGAUACGGAUUUCCUUCUCACUUCAGCAGCCUCUUCCUCUCAAGCAAGCCAAAUUCUUCUUCUUCUUCCAGUCAAGCCGCCUAUAGCUUCUUCUUGCUCUUUCUGUUACUACUUCUGCUUAUUUUAUAUUGGGCUGAUCGAUCAGAUAUGGGCUGUCUUGUGGGGCUCAUGUGUUACUUUUUUGAUAUGAAAAUCAUCAGUCUUCUGGAGGAGAAGAGGAUUCACCCGGAUUUCUCUGACCCCGAGGUUAAUGAAGUUGAUAUCUACGAGUUCGACCCUUCUGACUUGCGUGGGCUCUCUGAAAGUGACUCCGAUGAACAAGGAUGGUACUUUUUCUGUCAGCCUUAUUAUAAGUAUGCGAAGAGUAAACGUGCCAACCGACGAACCCCUGGAGGUUAUUGGAAAAUAACUGGGAGAGGUUGUGCUGUCAAGAAUAAAAGAGGGCAAGUCAUCGGCAGCAAAAAGAACUUGGUUUUUUACAGACUCGGUGGUUCUUCCAAGGAAGUCAAGACUGACUGGGUUAUGCAUGAAUUCUAUGUUAAGGAUGAGAAAGACCCGCGUUACCAGAAGGAUUUUGUUCUCUGUUUCAUAGAAAAAAAAUCAAACAAGUCUGGCGUUUCAACUCCUGAUGAUGGCCAACCAAGUGACUGUUUGUCUUCUGAUUGUAUAAGCCAAGUUACAGAAUGUCCUCAUAUAGAGGUUGAGUCGCAGCAGCCAUCAUCAAGUCACCGUUUGAGUUAUAAUUCUGGAGAGAAUAUUACAGAAAUUUCUUUUUCAGGAGUGGAACCUCAACCACUGCAAACUGCCAAUUUGGUGAGGGAUCCAGGAAGUUUGUUUCGAGAAAGUACUAACUCAUUGGUAGAAUCCCGACCGCUAUUGGAUAACAAUUUUGUUCCUGACCAGAUGAAUCUUUUUGCAGAAAUUACUUACCCAAUGCAGGUAGACCCUCAACUACUAGCUGAACUUUAUUCAACCAAUAGCUCUUGUUGGUUAAAUCAAAGCCCUCUCCCUGCACCACAGUUGCCAACUAAUCCAGACCAAUACCAGGGAUUCAAUUCCUCCACAUACUCAACUGGGUUUUGGGAAGACUGUAAUAUGCAGGAUUUUCAGUUUCAUGCUGAUUUUGGAGAUGCAAUUUCACUAUUGGACUUGGAGAAUUGACAUCCAAGUGAAAUAACUGGACAUUUUUCCUUUUUGCGGAGACAUUGAAACCAUCAGCAAGACACUAGUGGACUUUAUACCACAUUGAAAUUCCAUAGGGGAAUAUUAUUACUCUAAAAUUCUAUCAUCAUUUUAGGAUUGAGAUACUUGUCAUCAAUCCAAUGGUCUAUUUUUAUUAUAAAUGUAUGUUUUGAGUUUUAAAAGAGGAAGAGAAGAAAAAUAUUAGGGUUUUGGUUUAAGGGCAGCCAUUCUUAGCUGAUUUAGAGAGGUCUCCAACGCCUCGAAAGGUUGGAAAAUGAGAGGUCCCGAACUCGAAUUGUUUGGUUUAUCUUUGUAAUGUUUUAGUUAAUGUAAUAGUUUUACUUUACUAUGUUUUUUGUGUUUUAAUUGAAUAAGAGCUGGGUUCCUAACAAAUAGUAUCAGAGCAUUCGAUCUAGCGGAGAAAAUAGAUGAUGGCCGGAAAAGUAAAGAGCUGCCUGAAAAUAUUUACGGAGGAGGCUGACUUGAAGAAGAAUGAGAGAAAUGAGUCGGUGGUUACAUGCUGGAAAAGUGU
Molecule: messenger RNA, 1732 nt
Organism: Mangifera indica (mango)
Lineage: Eukaryota; Viridiplantae; Streptophyta; Magnoliopsida; Sapindales; Anacardiaceae
Product: NAC domain-containing protein 71-like
Exons: 7
Coding region: 166-1179 (337 amino acids)
Biological process (GO): regulation of DNA-templated transcription
Molecular function (GO): DNA binding
Source: RefSeq, a predicted model, not a curated record